UUGUUUUUGUUUAGUCUGCGCUUUGACAUUUUACUUUUACUUCAACUUAAAUUCCCCAACAAUGUUGCCGCAGUUCAAGAUGGCAUCGUGCAUGAACUGUUUCAGACGAUGUUGUGAUGGAAAUGUUGGCGGUAGUUAUGUUCAAAUGAAAGAGCAACCAGCAGUUUUGCUUGAUACAUCUCAUAUGGGUCAAGAAGUUGUUAUUGUCAAAAAUGGACAUAGAGUAUGCGGUACUGGUGCCGCAUUAGCAACUGUUCCAAUUGUGCAAAAUAAAGCCUACUUUGAAAUGAAACUUCAACAAUCAGGUGUAUGGGGUGUUGGUUUAGCUACCAGACAUGCAGAUCUGAAUCGUGUUCCACUGGGUAGAGACAAAGAAUCUUGGGUUCUAACUAGUGAAGGAACUAUUGUACAUAAUGGAGAUAUUUUAUAUAAAUUAUCAGAAAUGCCCAUGGAAGGCGAUAUUGUGGGAGUUUCCUAUGAUCAUGUAGAAAUAAAUUUUUAUGUAAAUGGAAAAAAUUUAAUGUGUCCUGUCACUGGAGCUAAAGGCGAAGUGUUUCCUGUUCUGUAUGUUGAUGAUGGUGCUAUUUUAGAUGCCGCUUUCACUAAUUUCACCCAUCAGCCACCUCCAGGAUUUGACAGAAUAAUGGUUGAAAAGUCUUUAUUAUAGUGCCACCAUGUCCACAUUGAAAUACCAAGCAAAACCCCCCGGAGCUAUAUUUUUCCUACAAUCCAACAGUUCUCAGAUCCAAAAGACAUAUUUUAAAAACUGAUAUUAUUUUACCUUUCCCUGUUUUCAUUAAAAAUUCAGAUGGAUGGAAAACUUUAUGGUGCCAGGAAGUAUGUUGGUUUAGUAGUAGAAUAUUUUGAAUAUCUUUUACAAAAAGUUAUGUAUUAUUAAAUACACAUUUUGUAUAUUUUUAUUUUGUAUCCAGUAUCACCAUGUAAAUAUUGAAUUGUGUAUUUUGCAUACACAUUAUUUUAUUCCAGUGUAGAGAAUUUAUGAAAUUUGGACUGCAUUUCUUGUACAAUUAUUAUUGGCAUUUUAUAUUUUUUUAAUCUAACUGUAAAUCAUAAUUUAAAAAAUUUGGUGUUUCUAAGGUGAAUUGGGAGAAAUGUUUAAUUAGUUAUUUAUGCUUUCUCUUUCCAUUAAUGUACAAAUCAAUAUAAAGUGAGAAUUUGUAAGCCAGUGUUUGAAUAUUUUAGUUUAAAAUGCAUCUUGCCAUGACAUUUAUGUAUAUUAAAUGUAUAAACUUCCCUGUAUUUAGAUAUUAUGAAAUGUUACCAAGUAUCUGUUCAUUUAUAAUAAAACUUUUAAAAUCUAA
Molecule: messenger RNA, 1322 nt
Organism: Argiope bruennichi
Lineage: Eukaryota; Metazoa; Arthropoda; Arachnida; Araneae; Araneidae
Product: SPRY domain-containing protein 7-like
Exons: 6
Coding region: 62-667 (201 amino acids)
Molecular function (GO): protein binding
Source: RefSeq, a predicted model, not a curated record